This is a messenger RNA of Apis cerana (Asiatic honeybee), 8110 nucleotides long. RefSeq names its product unconventional myosin-IXb-like dachs (gene dachs). Gene Ontology annotation, molecular function: actin filament binding; ATP binding; cytoskeletal motor activity. Lineage: Eukaryota; Metazoa; Arthropoda; Insecta; Hymenoptera; Apidae. Gene Ontology annotation, biological process: actin filament organization. Gene Ontology annotation, cellular component: cytoplasm; myosin complex; actin cytoskeleton. The record is from RefSeq and is a predicted model, not a curated record.
CGAAAACGCAAUACCGGUCUGUGAUGUCUCCGCUCUAGACGAAAUUGUUGCAAUUAAGGUGGGAAGUUUGCGCGAAAUCCUGUGUGGAAACGUUGAUAACUAAUGGCCGAGCGUCUCGCACGAGGCAAUUAACCAUCGAGCAAAAAUUCUCGGCGAGCACCGAGAAGAGAAGGCGUACCUUUUUCUCCUAAUUAACGGUGGUAUAUGUUCCCGUAUAUUGGUUAAUUGGACGAGAUCAAUUACACGUUGACCAAUUAGUCCGGAACGGGGGCAGGUCUACGUGUAUCGGAGAGUGAGAGAGGGAGGGAGGGAGAGAGAGAGAGGCUGGCUCGGUUUUCGAAGUUUUCCAAGCGCGGUGAAAUUCAUGGUGUCGCCGUGCGGUACAAGUUUCGAAUAUAGGAAACAAGUGUCCAUCCGGUGCGCGCGAUUCAAAUCAGAUCAUGAAAGCGGGGGAUGAUGAAUUUGGAAGAGGAAGGGCCGGCCUGUAUCGCCCGUACCAGAUGCUGUGUUUCCGCUGUCGAACACGCGGUCCUGUCAAAAAUAUAUGCCGAAAAUCCGUGACUCGGUUUUUUUCCUCCGCUGGACCAAACCUCUGCUCUGUUUUUUGUUUCUUUUUUCUUUUUUCUUUUUUUUCAUAUCUAUUUCGUAAUCGAUCUGUUCGAUAUUCGACCACGUAAAGUUAAUCCUUCGUCCAUCCAUAUAUAUAUAUAUAUAUAUAUUGCGCGGUGACCAGAGGUGAUAUUAAUCUCCCUUGCGAUUUUCAAUUCAUCGCUACGAUGGCAAAAGUGUCGAUAAAUCGCAAUCGAGCGAAAGAAACGAUGUAAAAUGCGUCGAUGAUAAUUUUCUCCCUUCCGAAAGAGAAGAAAAGAGCGAAUUCUUAUCAUCACACCCUUCCAAUUCCCUUUGAAACGUAAUCGUGGAUGUGCUCGUCGAGGAAAAAGAAGCUCGGGAAAAGAGAGGAAAAAGAAACGAAGAGAAAGAAAGAAAGAAAGAAAGAAAAAAAAGAGAAAGAGAAAGAAAGAAAUCCGAUCUCCGUAUUCUCAUCUCCCCCUCUGUAUUUGUAAACAACAGUUCAUCGAACGUGGUGGUGCUGCAAGCACGGGAUAUCGUAUUCGCCGCUCGAGCGGAAUAGCGCAUCUCGCGGGCUCGAUCCGCGGUCUCGAGGGAGAUGGGUAGGACGAGUCUAGGGCCCCAGCCAUUUUUCCAUGCAGCAUCCACGAGCAACGGUCCAGGCGGAGGGGGAGGGGAGGGAGGAGGGGAGGAGGGGAGAGCGGUGCCCCCCUCCACUUUGGCCGACCCCCGUUGCCCGACCGACCAGACAUCCUGGACCCCGGCUCACGGGCUCGUGUGUGCCGCCUUCCACCUAACUGGCGUUCCACAGAGUGGCCAGGUGAGGCAGGCCACCUCGAGUUAUCUCGAAGACACCUUAGAAGAGAUAGGGCCUCAGCCACGGAGGUGGGUUCCAGGCAACAAUGACGCCCAGUUGAACUCGGCGAGUCGCCACGCUCUUCGUGCUCCUGCGAACGCGGGCCCGGCUCGGUGUCACCUCGUCCGUUCUUCUCUUCUCCACCGAAACUUGCCGAACGUUAAUACGAAACGCACCGACAGGUGCUUCUCACGGUGAAGUUAUCCAACUGCUGCGUACUCUCCGCUCUCGGGGAGACAGAGAGAGAAAGAGAGAAAGAGAGAAAGAGAGAGAGAGAGGGAGGCGAGAGAGAAAGAGGGAGAGGGGGAGAGAGAGAGAGAGAGAGGAUCUUGGAACAAGAGGCGGGAGAAGGAGAAGGAGAGAGUCUCGAGGAGAAAAAGAGAGAGAGAAAGAGAGAGAGAGAGAGAGGAAAGGGAACGACGCUUUUCGAGCAGAGCGAGCGUUUCUCGAAAUUUCUCGAGGAAAAUUUCCGUUUCCCCUCUCCUCCCCCGAUACUACAGUUGACGUUCUCGUCCCUGGAUCGAAAGGGGAAAAAGAAAAGAAGAAAAAAAAAUAACGCUUUGAUUUUUUCGAUUCUUCGACUCGAGAUCCGUUAGUGAACCCCGUGAUACGUGGAUUUUUUUUUUUCUUCUUUCCCUCGUGCGCGCGUUCCACAGUGAAUAAUAAAUAACGGAUGUAACGAUAUAUCGUGGAGGAGGCGCUAUGUGAUCCGUCCAGUUCUCUCGUCCAGUGUUACUCUGUUUAUCCGUUUGUGACAGUUUGGGGAGGGGGGGUGGGUGGGGGGAGAGGGAGGGAAGAGGUGAAAAAACGGAAGGAAAAUGUGCGAGUGCGGUGACGAGUGUGCCGAGGACACGAUGAACUGGCAAUUGGUCAGACGUCAGGCGGGUGAUCUGUGAAAAUCGUGAAGAUCGUCCCGUGUUUGUCGCCCGUUGAUCCAUCGUGCGUUGGACGUGGUGCGAGGAAAGAAAGAGAAGGGAAGAGGAGAGAAGAGAAGAGAAGAGAAGAGAAGAAAAGAGAAGAGAGAAAGAGAGAGAGAAAGAAAGGGAGGGGGGAAGAAAGAUAAGGUGCGACAGAGUCGAAUUUAGGUGAAGAAAAUUCUAGCCGAUAACGAGCCUCGACCACCUGAGAUGGCCACCCUGGGCCUCUCCAAGGUCUUCAUACUGGACAAGUACUUUACGGAGCUGCAAAAGUUCUGGGAGACCGAGAAGAAACUUCAAGAUGCCUCGUCCUCGAACGAAGCCGUGCACCUCCAGCAGCGUCUCAGGAGCCUGAGCACGGAACUGGUGACCCUGAGGAACCGGCUGCACGUGAACCAGCCGCCGAACAAUUCAGGGCCGAACAGCGCCGCCUCCGCGCCCCUGUCCAAGAGCCCGGAAAAGGGCGGGGUACCGUCGUCCCCCGCGCCCGCCGUCCCGCCGAGGACCACGUUGCCGAUCUCGGGUACACUGCCGCACACCCUCGGCCAUCCUUCGGGGCACACGUUGACGGCGUCCGCCAUCGUUCAUCCGCACGUCAAUCACGCCGUCACCGCGAACACGCUCGGCCACAACUCGACCGCUGCUAAUAAUUUAAUAUCCGACUUGGAUCCACCGAAGCGGCACAAUGGGAUCCCGGACGACGGUAUAGUGUCGUGCGUGACGGCGCUGGGCUGCCUGCGCUCGCCGCCGAUCUCCAGCAUCAUCGCCGACGUGAAAAACGCGAAGAGCAACCAGGGUCAGCAUCGAUGUCUCCCGAAAGGUGCCGCGGCUUCUCCCGGGCCUGCCACUUCCACGGCCUUGGACGACCUCAUUCAUCUACCUGGACCCCUGACGGAGGACGCGGUGCUCAAAUGUCUGCAAGCUCGAUUCUGCGCCAAACAGUACCACACAAACGUGGGCCCCAUACUGGUCUGUAUCAAUCCAUAUACGGACGUCGGGAAUCCAUUGACCUUAACGAGCACCAGGGCCGUACCUUUGGCGCCCCAGCUGAACAAAGUCGUUCAGGAGGCCGUGAGACAGCAGUCGGAAACUGGAUACCCGCAGGCCAUCAUUCUUUCCGGAACGAGCGGUUCCGGGAAGACGUACGCCUCCAUGUUGCUACUAAGGCAACUGUUCGACGUGGCGGGAGGUGGUCCUGAAACGGAUGCUUUUAAACAUUUGGCGGCGGCGUUCACGGUUCUGAGGUCUCUGGGAUCCGCAAAGACUGCCACCAAUUCAGAAAGUUCUAGAAUAGGUCAUUUUAUCGAGGUCCAAGUGACGGACGGCGCCUUGUACAGAACGAAGAUACAUUGUUACUUUCUGGACCAGACUCGAGUGAUCAGGCCCCUACCCGACGAGAAGAAUUAUCACAUAUUUUACCAAAUGUUGGCCGGCCUGUCGCACGAGGAACGAGUCAAACUUAACUUGGAGGGUUACAACCUGAAGAACCUUAGGUAUCUGCAGCACGGGGAUACCAGGCAGGACGAGGCUGAGGACGCGAUCAGGUUUCAAGCGUGGAAAGCUUGCUUGGGUGUGCUGGGUAUACCCUUUCUGGACGUGGUCCGAGUACUUGCGGCGGUGUUGAUCCUCGGCAACGUCGGUUUCACGGAUCGUCCUGGCGUGGAGGUGGGGGUGAUCGGCGAGAACGAGUUGGCGUCGGUCGCGGCCCUCCUGGGAGUGCCGCCCCCAGCGUUGCUCAGAGGGCUCACCUCGAGGACCCACAACGCCCGCGGCCAAUUGGUGAAGUCGGUCUGCGACGCGAACAUGUCUAACAUGACCAGGGAUUCGUUGGCCAAGGCUCUUUACUGCCGCACCGUUGCCACGAUCGUGAGGAGGGCCAACAGCUUGAAGAGAUUAGGCUCCACCCUCGGCACCUUGUCGUCCGACUCCAACGAGUCUGUUCAUAACCAGGCCGAGCUGACCAGUCAACACGCGUCCACUAUUGGCAGCUCUGCGGGUGGUACCGGUUCCAGAAGCAUGACCGCGUUGAACAACGCGGUACGACACGCGACGGACGGGUUCAUCGGGAUCCUGGACAUGUUCGGUUUCGAGGACCCGAAGCCGAGCCAGCUGGAGCAUCUGUGCAUCAACCUUUGCGCGGAGACGAUGCAACACUUCUACAACACGCAUAUAUUCAAGAGUUCGAUCGAGAGUUGCCGGGACGAGGGCAUCCGGUGCGACGUGGAGGUCGACUACGUCGACAACGUGCCCUGUAUCGAUCUCAUCUCGUCCCUGAGGACCGGAUUGUUGAGCAUGCUGGACGUGGAAUGCUCGAUACGAGGCACGGCUGAGAGCUACGUGGCGAAAGUGAAGGUUCAGCACAAGCAGAAUCCGCGAUUGUUCGAGCCGAGGACCGUCGAUUGCAGGUCUUUCGGGAUUCAACAUUUCGCUGGCAGGGUCACCUACGACGCUUCCGAUUUCUUGGAUACCAACAAGGACGUGGUCCCGGAUGACCUGGUGGCCGUGUUCUACAAGCACACGUGCAGCUUCGGUUUCGCUACCCAUUUGUUCGGCAGCGAGUUGAAAGCCCUGUACGCGAGCGACACGGUGCCAAGAGGUGUCAGCUUCAGGAUAUCGCCUACCUCGCACACAGACCUGUUGAACGGGGACGAGCCGAUCUCGACGUUGACGCAGGACUUCCACACGAGGCUGGACAAUCUGCUGAGGACCCUGGUCCACGCGAGGCCCCACUUUGUCAGGUGCAUCAGGAGCAACGGCACAGAGACGCCCCUUCACUUGGACAGAGGCGUGACCAUGCGUCAGAUACGAUCCCUCCAGGUCCUCGAGACGGUGAACCUAAUGGCCGGCGGAUAUCCCCAUCGGAUGCGUUUCAAGGCGUUCAACGCGAGGUACAGGCUUAUCGCGCCGUUCAAGCAAUUGCGACGCGCCGAGGAGCAAGCGGUGGAGGACACCAAGCUCAUCUUGCAGAACGCGCAGCAGCUGAAGAGCAAAUUCGGCGCGAGCACCAGCUGGGCGCUCGGCAAGAGGCACAUCUUCCUUAGCGAGGGCAUUAGGCAACAGCUCGAGAACCUGCGCUCCGAAACGCGGAGGAAAGCCGCCACCGUGAUACAGGCAACGUGGAGAGGAUGGCGAGUGCGAAGAAGAUGGCCUCUCAGGAAGACGACGAUAGGGGUGACAUCCGGUAUAGGGCAGAAGAAAUCUCAACAACCUACUUCGACGACCACGGGCACCGUGCAGAGGAACGUGACGGUGGCCACGGGUACCGGAACCGGAACACGGCCGAGGCCUCAGCCGAUCGCCGGCACUCCACCGCCCGAUCCAUCCGAGAAGUGCGCUGACCAGAAGAUGAUCCAGCAAACGUGCACUCUGUUCGGAUUGGAUUUGGAACGGCCGCCUCCGCUUCCGCCAAGCAGAUCCUACACCGUGACUGGAAACACGAAGUUGGGCUAUCCGCAGACCAGGAUCAUGAAGAUGCCAUUUCCAGAAGAGGGUGAAGGGGAGGUGGUCCUGCUGAAGGGUGAAACGGUUCUGGUCGUGGGGGCGUCUCCCAGGCGAGGUCACCUGCUGGUGGAGCACAACAACACCACGCUGCACGUGCCCUAUCAGUUCAUGGAGCUGAAACCGUGUAAUAUUAACAUCUGAAACGCGUUAUUUAUUUCCGUCCCUUAUUUUUGUCACUCGUACGACGCCGUGUUUAAACCUCCAUCGUUAUUUUCUUCUCAUUUCUUUUUUUUUUUUUACAUAAUAACGCGAGCAACACUCGACUUCGUUAAAUUUGUUCUCAAUCAAAAGAUGGUCGAUUCGCAGAAGAUUGGUGGAUAAGUGGAAAUUUUUAUUCAUUAGAUAUUUAUAAAAUAGAGAGAGAGAGAGAGAGAGAGAGUGUUGUUUCGUUGGGAUUAGAAAAUGGACAGAGGAUUUCACGGAAAUGAAGGUAGAAAAUUACAGGAUGUAACGAUGCAUGGUUUUUAAUUUAAAAGAAAGAUUCGAAUGGAAUCUCCGUUUCCACCCGCGAUUCCAUCCUUUCCCCUUUGUUAUAUUCCUACCAACGGGUUAAUCCGCAAUUAUGCUGACAUUCUAUCUUCCCUGAUAUAUCCUUUUCCCCCGGCUUCUUUCGAGAUCUUUUCCCCCUCCCCAACUUUUUCACUUCGAGAUAAAAAUAACCCGCAGAUGGAAAACAAACGUGUAUCCACACCCACUGUAAACGUUAUUACUCGAUGAACUUCCGGAUACAAUUUCAUUCCUACGCUCUUCGACUUCCAAUUAACUUGUCACAAUCAUCCUCUGUUCUUUUCUUUUUUCCUCCUUUUCUUUUUUCUUCUUUUUCAUCCCCUUCCUCCAAGGGAUCGAUAAUCCUUCCCGUUUGUCGUUCCACGAAUUCCACCUUCUUUUUCAUCGCGAAGGAGAAAAAGAAGAAGAAGAAGAAGAAGAAAAAACAAAAAAAAAUCCUCUCCACCAUGGAUGAAAAUUGCAGUUUAAUUAAUAUCGAAUGAAAAGGUCGGAGGAGAAGGAGGAGGAGGAAAAACAAAGCGGAAAAUAAUAUCGUAUCCAAUUGCAAGAGUUGCGUUUACGAUCGGUUGCAGUUCGAUGCAGCGGAGAGAUUAGAAUUUAGAAUCGCGGCAAGGACAGUGAACUUUGUCCUUUAAUUAAUUACGUUGCGAGUUUCACGCGGUGCUUAUCGUUCGCUCGAGAGCUCGAGAGUCUCGUCUUCCUCGCUCCUUCCGCGUGGGUGGCAGCCAUACCACCCCCCUCCCCUUCCUCGGCGUUCGUCUUCCACGCAAGAUAAGUCCGCCUCCUCCGCGUUUUCGAAUUAGUGAGCAUGUUAGCCCGUUAAACGCCGCCGAGUCUCGCGAUCCAGCCAUAAAACUAGGCUUUACGCAGUUGAUGCAGUGCCGCGUUUGUUCGAUCGUGUAAAGAUAAUGAUGAACACGAUCUGAACCGUGAUGGACCGCGAAUGAUGAAAGAAGGGGAGAAAUUUUCGAUGAAAUUUGUCAACGAUGCGAUUCUUUUUUUUUGUUUUUUCUCGGAAAAACUCCAAGUUUUAACGAAAUGAUGAUAGAUUGAUACGGCGCAAUAUACGAGAGGAAUUUAAGAGGAAGUAAGAGGGACGAAUCGAUGCAUGUAAUAAGUGGUUAGAGGAUUAUUUGCAAAACAGUAUUCCUUCUGUCUGUCUUUGAAUUCUUAGUGCCAAUUUCUAGAGAAGAAGUGAAGUCUGCCAAGUGGAACGUCCAAAUUUUGAUUCUUUUCUUUUUCCCUUUCCUUUUUUCCCCUCUUUUUCUUAAUUAGUGGAAAAAAAGUAACUUGGAUAGAUGGAAGCGAGAUUUGGCCGUUCCACGGUAUAUUUGUAUUAUAUUAAAGAGAUCGACUUCGAUUAAGACAAUAUGCUCGACGAUAUCUAUAAAGAAUAGGUCUAAUCGAACAAGUUACUCUAUCUCAUUAUCGCGAUAAUCAUAACAAUUUCUAACAUUGAAUCGGGAAAGGUAGAUAGAAGAGAGAAAGAGAGAGUGAGUGAGCGAGUGAGUGAGUGAGUGCGCUUUGUAGAUAUAAUACGAAACUCGUUCAGUUAGAAACGAUAAGCGUCCAUUGAGAGGAGGAACAGCGGUGGAGUGAAACUCUGCCGAGUUCAGCGUCUCGAGAAUAUGUACAUACGAGUAUGUAUGCCGAAUGGUACGUAGUUUACAGAUACCGGAGCCUGAUGCAUGCGUAUGGGUAAGCUGUAAGUACGUCGAGAUAUUUUUGAAUAAAAUAUAAGCGUCUUUGAAAAUAACAA